UCCUCCCACUUCCCUCAAAGAAUUUCUCUCCCAUGAAGAAAACUUUAUUUUGCUUUCUCUGUCUGUCCAUCUCCACCGUGUCUCUGGAGCGGGCUGUGUGUCUACCCUGCGGCCUCUCAGACCCUCCCUCCCUCUCUUAUUGUGCUUUCCGGUAUCUCUCCAUGUCAGUUUCUGUCUCUCGGGCUCUCACGGUAUCUCUGUGCCAUCUCUGCUCUGACUCCCCCACCCCCCCACCCCAGGGCCUGUCAGGCCACCACACACCACACUGCCGGCCUCUGGGUCCCUGAGACCCUUUAACCUGUGAGGACAUCCAGGGUCACAGGUGAGGUUCUUGGGAGCCUGGCGUCCGGCCCAUCCACAAGCUGGGGGAUCACCCACCUGACCCCUGACUCCUCACACCCCAUCUCCCUGAAAACCCAGACCUUGACAUUUGACCGACAGCAGAAAUCCAACCUCUGACCUGUACCCCAUGCCCUUCCCCCACCCCAUGGUGACCUCACAAAGGUCACCAGCUUCUCCCUGGGCCACGACCCUCUGUUAUGGCCCUGCUGGCCCAAGACAGCGCUGUCCCAUCUGCCCUGGUCGCCCUCAUAGUCUUGAGGGCCCCCGCCUGGGCCUGUCUCCUCUGCUUCACGUCCUAUAAGGAGCGCAUGCGCAUCUGCCAGAUCUUUAUUGGUGUACAGGGCCCCGAGCUGGAGAAGUGUGAGGAGGCAUUCGCCGCUGCCUUUGAGGGCCUCCUAGACACUGAAAUCAACUACGAUGAGAGAAGCCACCUGCAUGACGCCUUCACCCAGAUGACCCACUCUCUCCAGGAGAUGGCCACGGCCCGGGGGUCCUUUAAGGUGGCUUUUCCUAAUGCUGCGGAGAAAAUGCGGAAGGUCAUUGCGCAGCUUAAAGAAGUCCAGGCCUGCAUCCCUCCAUGCGGACUCCAGGAGGUCGCCCGGCGUUUCCGCUGUCGCGGGUGCUACUCCACGGUCUGCGACCUCCCGCUGGACUGCCCAGUUCAGGACUUGACGGUGGCUCGGGGUCAUGAAGCUAAGUUCUCUUGCACUGUGAACUUUGAACUGCCUAAGGAGGAAAUCACCUAUUCCUGGAAGUUCGCAGGAGGAGGUGUCCGGACGCAGGACGUGUCCUACUUCCAAGACCUCCCGUGGGCCCGGGGAUACCUGGCGCGGAUCCGGCCGGUGCAACCCGCGCACCGUGGGACAUUCUCUUGCGUGAUCGUGCACGACCAGAUCCCACUGGCGCGGCUCUACUUCUUUCUUAACGUGACUGGUGCGCCCCGACGUGGGGAGACCGAGCUCCAGGUCUCCUUUCGGGAAGUGUUGCGUUGGGCGCCCCGGGAGGCUGACAUGAUCAAACCUUGGAGGCCAAGCCUGGGCGAGCUGCUGGCCAAGCCCGAGGCUCUGACGCUGAGCAACCAGUGCCUACUUGCGGCCGUCGUGGCCUUAGCGUCAGCCGGUACGACCCUUAUGGUGUGGAUGUUCUUUCGAUGGUACUUCCAAGGCAGCUAGCAAAGGUAUCUUUUUCUUCCUUAUCCUGUUUUCAUUCCUAAAAUAAAGAAUAUAUUUCA
Molecule: messenger RNA, 1573 nt
Organism: Lontra canadensis (Northern American river otter)
Lineage: Eukaryota; Metazoa; Chordata; Mammalia; Carnivora; Mustelidae
Gene: SPACA6
Product: sperm acrosome associated 6
Exons: 9
Coding region: 540-1514 (324 amino acids)
Biological process (GO): fusion of sperm to egg plasma membrane involved in single fertilization
Source: RefSeq, a predicted model, not a curated record